This is a messenger RNA of Oppiella nova, 879 nucleotides long. The record is from the annotation of a GenBank genome assembly. NCBI's taxonomy places the organism in Eukaryota, Metazoa, Arthropoda, Arachnida, Sarcoptiformes, Oppiidae.
AUGUCUGGAAUACCAUCGCGAAGAAACUCUGCCUAUGGGUCGUCGUCUUCGGGAUAUUCUUCGGCAUCGUCUGCGAGAUCCGCCACCAAAACGGCUCAAUCCAUCAGAAGGUCUCAGUCUAUGCGUUACGCGCAAAGACAUAACAGUAAUCUGAGUCAAAACAGCACCGGAUCUGUCGUACCAUUGAACAGAUCCCGAAGAGUGGCGUCUAUUCCAUCUAAUAUCGCAAAUAACGGCGAAAAGUCUCUUAACAAAGAGGAGGAAUAUAAUAGCGAUGAUUAUAAGAAUAUCAAGAAUCAGAUCAAAUCAAAUGGAAAAUCGGAGAAUUUAUUUAACUUUAUUAUCGCUAAAGAUUUGGAUCAUUUCAAAAAUGAAAAAGUGAUCCGUGUCUUAGUGGUGGGAUCACAGGAUAGUGGAAAGACUUCACUCAUCUCUCAAUUCUCAUACUUUCUGGAGGACCAGAGAAAACAAUUUGGUUCAAACCAACAGCAAAACUAUCUGAUCCUCAACUUUAGGGAAAUGGAAAGACUAGAUAAUUGUAUGGGUCGGUCGCCAAUCACUAUGUAUAUGCCCGACGCUUAUAUUGUCAUCUAUGCCGUCAAUGAUAAGGAUUCGUUUGAAAGCGCGAAGAAAGUGAUUUCAGAGAUUCAUAAAUGGGAUGACUUUGAUCUGAAGCCUGUGAUCGUUGUGGCCAACAAAACCGAUUUAGUCAGGAGUAGAACCGUCACUAAACAGGACGGUCGACAAUUAGCCAUCGCUAACAACUGCAAGUAUAUUGAGACCAGUUGUGCCAUUUCGCAUAACAUAGACUUCUUGCUCACUGGAAUCGGCGCUCAAAUCAAUCUCAAGAAUGGGUCCAACAAAUCAGGUAUUUCCUAA